Messenger RNA from Cryptomeria japonica (Japanese cedar), 1726 nucleotides. RefSeq names its product beta-glucosidase 12. The transcript has 11 exons. The record is from RefSeq and is a predicted model, not a curated record. Gene Ontology annotation, biological process: carbohydrate metabolic process. Lineage: Eukaryota; Viridiplantae; Streptophyta; Pinopsida; Cupressales; Cupressaceae. The coding region runs from base 26 to 1519 and encodes 497 amino acids. Gene Ontology annotation, molecular function: beta-glucosidase activity.
UAAAAAAAUAUAGAUUCUUACUACAAUGAAUAGCGAAAAGGUAUGGAGAGCCUUUGCAGUGGUCUGCAUAUGGUGGAUCUUUCUUGUAGCGGGUCAGGAAGAAAUAAACGUACUGAAUAGGAGUGGGUUUCCAAAUGGAUUCAUAUUCGGUACAGGCUCUGCUGCGUAUCAGUAUGAAGGGGCUGCUCGGAUAGGAGGAAAAGGCCCAACCAUCUGGGAUACUUUCUCCCAUAUCCCAGGGACAAUCGUUGAUGGGACCAAUGGGGAUGCUGCUGUGGACCAAUAUCAUCGCUAUAAGGAGGAUGUGAAACUGAUAAAGGACUUGGGCAUGGAUGCAUAUAGGUUUUCUAUUUCUUGGUCACGGAUACUACCAUAUGGAUCGGUCAGACGUGGAAUUAACAAAGCUGGAGUGGCGUACUACAACAAUCUUAUUAAUGAACUCUUGAAACAUGAUAUCAGGCCUUUCGUGACACUGUUUCAUUGGGACCUUCCGCAAGCUCUCGAGGGUAGCUAUGGAGGCUUUCUCAACGAGAAUAUUGUGGAAGAUUUUGAAGCUUACAGUGAAGUGUGCUUCAAAUUGUUUGGCGAUCGAGUGAAGAACUGGAUUACUCUAAACGAACCUCAAACCUUCACUACGUAUGGAUAUGAGAGUGGCACAUAUGCACCCGGCCGCAAUUCCUCUCCAGCAACAGAGCCAUACAAGGCUGCGCAUAAUCUUCUUCUUUCUCAUGCAGCUGUUGUGCGUGUAUAUAAGAACAAGUAUCAGGCGGUGCAGAAGGGAUUAAUCGGCAUCUCACUUAAUAGCGAUUGGUUUCUUCCCUAUUCAAACUCACACUCACAUCCUGACCAGAAAGCCGCUCAAAGGGCAAUAGAUUUUAUGUUUGGUUGGUACAUGGAUCCAAUUACAAAAGGAAGAUACCCCUCAACAAUGAGAAAGCUUGUUGGGGAUCGGUUACCCAAAUUUAGUGCCCAUCAAUCUGCCAUGGUAAAAGGAUCGUUUGAUUUUCUGGGCUUAAAUUAUUACACGAGUCUCUACGCUGCUGAUGUUUCAACACCACCGAAUCCUCUUAACACAAGCUAUACAUUGGACUCUCAAACUAAUCAAACAGGUGAGAGAAAUGGUAUGCUCAUCGGACCACAGGCAGGAUCGAGUUGGCUUUACGUGUAUCCGCGUGGAAUAGGAGAGCUGUUGAAGUAUAUUAAGCAUAGAUAUAACAAUCCGCUCAUUUUCAUCACAGAGAAUGGUGUUGAUGAAAAAAAUAAUGAUACAUUGUCAUUUGUACAAGCUCUAAAUGAUACUUGGCGAAUUGAUUUUCACUCAAAACAUUUAUCAUUUGUCCAACAAGCAAUAAGGGAUGGAUCCAAUGUACAAGGUUACUUUGCAUGGUCUUUUUUAGACAACUUCGAGUGGGCUUAUGGCUAUACUAUUCGAUUUGGUCUUCAUUACAUAGAUUAUAAGAACAACUUAAAGCGAUAUCCAAAAGCAUCAGUUUAUUGGUUCCAAAAAUUCUUGAAAUAAAUAAAUUGUAAUGCGCACUUUGUAUACCAUCAAUAAGGGUUGUGCUAUAACUGCAAUCCUUGUCAAGCAUUGCAAGGAUAGUGUUCAAAAGCCACAAUCUACGUAGUUUUCUAUGAAAUGUUCUUCAGUUCACUAAGUUGUUCAAUCAAAGCAUCUAGCCAUCUAUUUACAAAAUAUAAUAAAAUAAAAAAUCAAUAAUCUAUUUAA